This is a messenger RNA of Miscanthus lutarioriparius, 732 nucleotides long. Lineage: Eukaryota; Viridiplantae; Streptophyta; Magnoliopsida; Poales; Poaceae. The record is from the annotation of a GenBank genome assembly.
AUGGGGAGAGGAGGCGGGCAGCCUGCGCCGUGGGGCGGUGUGCAGGAGUACUAUGCCAAGUCGGCAUCGUUUGGGAGGGCGCAUGGCCGGCCGUGGGAGCAAGGCAUGCCGAAUUCGGCGGGUUUCAGGCAUGGUGGUGGCCUGCCAAUGCCCACAAAAGAUAAGGUUGGCGGGCAUCAUGGGCCACCGCAUGUGUCGAGGGAGCAUGACCAUGGCAUGGAUAAGAGAACUCCUGAUGAUGCUGGCCAUGAUCAAAAGGUUGGAGCCAAGGAGGGUGUGCUGCCGAAGCAUGCAGAGUCAGAGGCGGACAACAAGCGUGCUAAACAGCAAUAUGCUCAGAGGUCCCGUGUCCGGAAGCUGCAGUAUAUUGCAGAGCUUGAAGGUAGAGUCCAGGCAUUACAGUCAGAAGGGGUAGAAGUGUCUGCUGAAAUGGAGUUCCUUACCCAGCAGAAUAUUAUGCUCGACCUGGAAAACAAAGCCUUGAAGCAAAGACUGGAGAGUCUAGCUCAGGAACAACUUAUUAAACGCUUUCAGCAGGAGAUGUUUGAGCGGGAAAUUGGUCGUCUCAGGUCCCUAUAUCAGCAACAACAGCAGCAGCAGCAGCAGCAACAGGUUCCUGCUCUUGUUCGUAGUAAGAGCAGAGACCUUGAUGUGCAGUUUGCCAACUUGUCUCUGAAACACAAAGACCCCAAUGCGGGCCGGGAUGCUCUCUCUGGGCCUCUUCGUACUUAG